CGAAACUUGGGAACUAGACCCCUUUGGAGUUCGGUCAUAGUGGUCCUCGAAGCAGGGUUCAGUACUCGGUUGAUGCACGGAGAUACGCAUUUGAUACAGCGUGGUACAAUCCGGUGACAGCAGUGAAGCGGACAGGGGAGCGAUGGGCAGUCACCUGAAUGCCCAAUUCGACGGCGUCGGGCUUGAACGUUUUCCUGCAGAUGGAAAUUGUGUUGCACACAACUUCGAAAGAGUUUCUUCGUGUAGUGAUGGGAGUGAAGAAGGCAUUCGGCGGUUGGGUGGGAUGAUGCAUGUCAGAGGUUGGUCGUCAACCGAGACCAGAUCACAAGCCCUUGAAAGGGAAUGAGUUGGAGAUUAUAAGAAUCGGGCGAGAGUAGACAUUCACUUCGAAUGUAAUUUGCUGAAUGGCGGGCAGAGGAGCUUGAGCGAUGCCUGUAGAAACAGAGGGUGAGAACUUUGGGGGCAACUGGUUUGCAAGGGGAAGCGAUUGAGCUGAGUUCCUCUGGGUGCAUGCUCUCCGAUGGCCUUUGCAUAAAAAAUGCGGAAGUGUGAAUUUGGAAAAGUCUUAGCUUUGACUGGACACCGGUGCUGCGAGGUUAUUGAACGUGGAAUAGUGGCAGUAGAGCUGGUCAUCGAGAUGUGGAGAAUUUACUGAAGGAUGACACCUCGAACCUGGCGCUGAUGCAUUGGAGUGAGCGCAGAGAACUAUGGAGAAGCAGGCAUGUCACGUGGAGUGGGGACGAUUGAAAAUUAUAGGAUGUCCUCUCAUGACUGGGGCGGCAGUCGGGAGCUCCAAAAUUAUGCGGGUCGCUUGUAGGACGUCGCCGUUUCUGGUCCACCUUUUCGAAGACUCAAAUCUUGUGUCGAUUUGGCGUUUUUCAGCGGACCCUACUUUUAUGCUCUUUGGUCCUUCAUUUGAUGAAAAUCAUUGGAGCACGGAGGAACGGAGCAAGUCUCUUUGCAGUUCAUUACUUGUGAUUACGUCGGACGGUCGUGUGUGGCUUUUAGACUGCGCAAAGGAGUCCGAUUCAGCACUUGAAAGGCCUUCCAAGAAGAAAAGAGAAACAGUUCCCGAGGAGUUGCAGAAAGCGUUGCAGGAGGUAAUGUUUGACGAAUGUGACUUCCGACCAUUGCAUAUGGGGAAAUCUUCGCAGGAAGAAUGCUGGGAGGACCUGGAAGACGUUGCCAACCAUGGUAGUCAAAUGCCUGGACAACGGUGUAGCGGUGGGCCAAUCAAAAGAGCAGAACAUAAGAUGAAAGAGUUUGAUGAUCGUCAAGUUGGAACCCCGUCGUGUAAAGAGAGCAUCAACCCCACGUUAUUCUCGUCAUUUCUGGUAGAUUCGAAUCCGCAAUGGGAGAAAGUAUCAAGCGACACCUUUCCAAGGUUUGACAAUAAGCUCAAAGUCAAAUCGGUUUCACAAGAAGCCCUCUUGACUUAUGUACCUGGCACAUUAGUGGCUGCAUUUGGGCCGAAGAACUGCAUUGCACUGCUAGGUGUGACAGGAACUUUGAAAGUGCUUCAAGUGAGUUCCCGUGGCCUGCAUCAGAGCACAUUGAAACUAUCUGAUGCGACGAACUUCCGAUCCACAGAUGAACGGGAGCCAAGUUGUCUUCUCUAUGCUUGUGUGAGGUCUCACUGUAGAGCUUAUGAACAACCGGAGGGGAACGUCGCCUCGCUCGACGCCAAAUUUUUCGAGAAUCUGUUUGGAAAGUUCGACAUCAUGGUUUCUCCUUUUGGGAUCCUUCAUGGUGAUACGAAGGGCCGAGUCUAUGCUUCGUUGCUUUCCUCAGAGCUGUCACUGUCAUGCCACAGACUCCUUUGUGAGCUUUCUCAGCCUAUUGUGGCGAUUCUCAUUGUUUCAGCGAUUCAUGGUUUCGAUAGGAAAAGGGAUUAUCUUGAAGGUGAAGAUCACGUGGAGACUCUAGAGCAUGAUGGUCAUAGCUUGUUGAUCAUAGGUAUGUUGGGAAAGAUUAUCCUGAUUACAGGUACAAAGGAGUUAGUCGAGCAGAAGGACGAUGGGCCGUUUUGGCCUCCAAGCAACAACUUCUCGUGGAGGUGUAAAACCAAUACAUUGACAGGAAAGCAGCUCAAUCAGCAAAACCUUGAGUUUGUUGAGUGGGAGGUUUCUUCUCCCAUUACAUCUGCUUGCAUGUUAGGACCCCACCGCCUUUGUUAUUGCUCUAGGUCUGAAUUAUAUUACGCGGACUUGUUUCACAGUGUGGACGGUGUUCAGAUUUACCCCCACCAUUCAAAGACCAGAGAUUUUCUUAGUGCUGAGGUGAAAGACACUCCAUCUGUUUCUCACCUGAGGUCUAGUCAAAAUCCUCAGUCUUCCAUGUCGUACAAUUUGGCGAAAGAAACCUAUGUCAAAGAGCUUAUCUCCCACAAAGUGCCCGUUGCAGACGUGGUUGCGAAAAUUGCAGGCAGAGGCGUCUGUGGUGGGGGUGGAAGCAGCAGACCUUUGGUGGCCCUUACAACGAGGGGAAGACUUCUGGGUGUCGAAGUGUCAAAUCAUGUCAGUAGUCGUGCUUUAGGUGUUGCCGGGGGUAUUCCUAAAAGCUUGCGAUCUCUGCAGUCAAGAAUGGAAGAGAGAAUCCAGGGUCUUUUGCAACGUGUGGACGAGGUAUCAAAGUCCACAGACCUGAUGAAGAGUCAUAGCGCCAGUAUCACGAUCGCUCUCACCGAAAUGGCGAAUGCAUCACAAAUAGUGAAAGAAUUGUGUUCUGAGGAGAUAAAAAUGCGCCGACCUGACAUUUCUCUUUACGGAGAACCACCCAAAGGCAAGCUGUCUUCUUUUUUAACAGUUACAGAAUGCAGUCCAGUUAUUAUCUCCCCAGAAAGUCUAUCUUUUAGUCCUGGAACUGGAAAGUCUGUCCCCUUUAGGAGCUUCCAGUCCCGUAGGGCAAAGUUUGUGGUAAGAUUAUGCAACAAGAGUCUUCGCGUUCUCUCCCCAUACUGGUCUCUGCUUGUGGAGUUGCAAUCUGCAAAUUCUGACCACAGCGUUAUUAUUUCACUGCUGAUAAAUAGAGGCCUAGGUUUGCCAGUUGGUGGCCAGUUUACACAAGAGUUCAUCACUCAACUGCCUGGGAAAGGUCUGGGUCCGGUUAAUGUGAGUCUUUUCCUUUGUCACCAUCAAAUUUCCCAUCACUUGAUUGUGAAGUCGCAGUUAACUCUACUUAGCUCCACUGAAGCCCUGAUUAACACGGCAGAGAAUGAAAUGGAUUCUGGGCCGGCUUACUAUUUAACUAGCAACUUGCAAAGGAAUGUCAAUGGAUUAGGCCUAAAGAAUACUGGCUCUAUAGCAGCGAACCAAGCCUCAGGAGGAGUUUGUAUAUUACUGUCACAGUAUCGAGUAGACGUACUUUCCCUUUCGCAGACAGCACCUGCUCAACUGGGUCUUGGCUCUAUGGUUGAACUCAAAAUGGCUCAGAAAAAUGUGAAUCUGGAUUCGAUUCACUGUCGACUUUUCGAGAAAUUCUCAAGUAAAAUCACACUGACGUCUUUGAAGAGUACACCGUACUCUUCAAAUGAUUCUAAGGAAACUGUAAGAUUCUGGCGAGACUUCUACCUCGACGACUUAUUGGAAAAAGGAUUCAUAUCUAAGGCUGGAAAACAGAUAUCUCUAUUAGGAUAUGAUUCUGAAACUUUCUCCAUCUCAACAAAUGUGGGGAACGUUGGAGAGGAGUGCCCCUCUUUCGAAAUUAUGCUCGAGUCAUCUUCGCUUCUGGUUGGAGCACUUGUACGAGAGGCUUUGAUGUGGCGGCUGGACCAUAGCAAAUGCAAUUUCUCUGUGAAGGAAUAUUGCCCUUGGAAAACAACAGAAAACGUAGUCAAUUCUUUAGCGUCCGAAGACACAGGUGAUGAGACUCUGAUAAACAGCCCUGCAGAGAUCUUCCAAGAAGGAUCGGAGGAAUAUGUAUCGGAGCUUAAACCAAUGGAGAUAAGCGAUACUGUCACGGAACUCGACCAGCGGUUAGCUGUAAUUUUCGAUCUUUGGGAAGACGUCUUGAGGUCACCAGAAAGCGUGGAAUUUACAUCUGUCUUGAACGAAACCUGCACAACGAUUCAAGAGGUGAUGGUAGCAUACAGGACUUGCAGGGAAGAUCGACUUGAUUCAAUAAACAUCACUUCAAAAGGCUAGGAUCUUUCCAUCUGCUUUGUACAUUGCUACUUGAUCAAAGUUGUACAGCCACUCUCUUCUUACAAGAGGACAAGGAAAAUCUACUGUAUGCCUGCGUCCGAUGGUUGGUUGUGUGUAAAGGUAGUGAGACGACAAA
Marchantia polymorpha subsp. ruderalis is the source of this 4278-nucleotide messenger RNA. Lineage: Eukaryota; Viridiplantae; Streptophyta; Marchantiopsida; Marchantiales; Marchantiaceae. The record is from the annotation of a GenBank genome assembly.